CGAAAACGCGCUGAACGAAAGUGGUUUCCGGUAACGGUACAGCGAGCGUAAACAAGAUAAAUAGUUAUUGUAACAGUCCGUACAGGAUGAGGACAGGAUGACUUUAAUCUUGCUGCUUCUUUUUUGUUCUGUUUCAUCUCCAGUGAGACACUCGCUGAUAAACUACUUCACCGGAUCUGCUGGAGCCCCAAAUGUCACACAGUUUGUGGGUGUUGCUGUGGUUGAUGGCGUUGAGGCAGUUUACUGUGACAGCAGCAACAAGAUACUGGAACCAAGACAGGACUGGGUGAAGAAAGUAUUUGAUAAUGACUCUCAGCUGUUGGAGUGGUACAAACACGAGUGCUUUAACAUUCAGCCAAGCGCCUUCAGAGCGCGGAUUAUUAGUUUGAAACAGCAGUUCAACCAAAGUGAAGGUUUUCACAUCUUACAGACUAGAAGUGGCUGCGAAUGGGAGGAAAACACUGGAGAGAAGUCUGGCUUUUUGAAGUAUGGCUAUGAUGGAGAAGACUUUCUAGAACUGGAUCUGAACACACUGUCGUGGGCUUCACUGAAACCAGAGGCUGAGGCUACCAAACGGAGCUGGGAUGCUGACAGGAACAGAACAAAACUAAAUGAAGUCUUCCUCACUGACAUCUGUCCAGAGCGGCUGAAAUCAUUUUUGGACUGCGGGAACAGCUCCCUGCAGAGAACAGUUCCUCCUUCAGUGUCUCUCCUCCAGAAGACUCCCUCCUCUCCAGUCAGCUGCCACGCUACGGGUUUCUACCCCGACAGAGCCGUGAUGUUCUGGAGGAAAGAUGGAGAGAAGGUUCAUGAAGGUGUAGAGAUAGGAGAUAUCCUCCCCAACGAUGAUGGGACCUUCCAGAUGAGUGUUAAUCUGAAUGUUUCAUCAUUCACACCUGAAGAGUGCAGCAGAUUUGAUUGUGUGUUUCAGUUCUCUGAUGUGGAGAAGAUCAUUGUCACAAAACUCAAUAAAACAUUGAUCCGAACAAACUGGAAGGAAAAAAUGACAAAAGAGAAGUCCUCCAACAGGGCCAUCACUGUCAUUGUUGUUCUUCUUGUUUUCAUCCUCGUUGCUGUCGCUGGAUUUGCUUUUUACAAAAAGAAGAAAGAAAAACACUUUACACCUUCUGCUGUCAACAUCUGUGAACUCUCUGAGGGAAAGAAUGAAGUCACCACAUAAACAAGCACAGUGUUACAUAAGUACAUAAGUCUACACACAUCCAGUUAACCAAGUGAAGAGCAAAGAAGAUUGUUGUGUCUUGAUGCAUGCUCAAUCAUCCAGGAAAGGAAAUCAUCUGGACGUAGCGUUUUCAGUGGGAGAAACGUUUCAUCAAUCAUGACUAUUUGCAUAAUUAUGAUCAAGACCCUGACUUCCCAGCCCAUUGUUCAUCAGUGGGCCAGUUUCAGUAAUUGUGCAAAUGUACUGUUUAUAAGGCUGGGGAAACCUGCAGUCAGCUGAGACCGAAGAAGUCGCUUUGAUGAGGGAUGAAACAUUUCUCCGACUGAGAAUGCUACAUCCAGAUGAACAGAAUCAAGAUUGUUUUUUUGGUCACAUGUCAUUCAGUUUUUUCUGAAAAAGAGAAACCUCAGUCUGCUCUUACUCAGGAAUUACUAAAUAAUUUCUAAACUGGAGUUUUUAUGAUCUCUAGGUGAUUAGGGGAGUGUGGUUCAGCUCAAUAAUUGAUCUUAUAAAUGCUAAAAAUAUUUUGCUAAUUUUCACAAAGACAGAGGCCUGAAGAUCUUCAGCACUAUCCACUAACACUAAGCUAUCUGCUCUGCUUCUUUACAUUCUUACCUGUGACACAGGAACCUUCUCUGCUAUCAAAGUAAAUGUGUGUUCAUCAGUUGUUCAUUGUAACUGUGACACUGCAAAAAUAUUGCCAUGAUUGUAUGUGACACCAGUCAUAGCAGGUGUCUGUCUGUCUGCAGUUCUUCAGUUCUAGCUGACGUUCUGAAAAUUUUCUUAAGAAUAUUUCAUCUGUUUUGUGUUUCUUUUCUGUUUCUGUCUAUGAAGUAUUUUAUGAAGUGUUAAUUAGGAGUUAUAGAGAAUCCUUGAAUAUUUUAUAUUUUAUACUUAAUCUGAGAGACCUUAUUAAAACAAGGUAAAUAAGGCACAAAUACACAAAAAUCUUUUUUUUUUUUAAAUUAAUACAAUGAUCUUUAUAUUUGUAAAUAAAUAAACAUCCUCAUUUUCUAUGUCUUUAGUGUUAUUGAAGCUGGAAUGCCAUCUGAUGUAUGGAUGCUGAUCAAUAUGCUUGUUUGUUUUGUAUUAUGGGAACCUGACCUUUUAUAGGAAAGAUUUUUAGUGUUUUCCUAGAAUAUAAUAACUUUAUAUUCAUUAUACUUGAUCAUUUUAAUUUCCCUUAAAUGAAAUAUUAAGAGAAAGGAUACGUUUCAUAAUUGACUGUUCAUACUGUAAAACAGUAGGGUCUUACUGACUUUGCCUGAAUAUUCUUUAUUAUGAAAUUGAUGAUCAUCAAUUUCAUAAUAAAGAAUAUUACUGUUAUAUUAUGCUAAUAGCAAUCGAUUGCUAUUGCUAUUAGCAUCAUCAGUAACAGAGAGAAACGAUCCACAGAGAUGGCUUACGAGGAGGGCGUUUCUAGAAUUUUGAAACUGGGGACUUGGCUCUGAAAUGUCUUGAAUUUUCAGCAGAACCUUUUUAAGGUUAUUUACUACAUUUUAUUAGGAAAUGAAUAUCAAAUGUCAAACACUGUGCUAGCUAAAGCUUGAAGUCAGGUGUGUUCAGCUGUCUUUCACAGAAUGAUAAUGCAAUAAACAGUGCAAUAUGA
Molecule: messenger RNA, 2789 nt
Organism: Oreochromis aureus
Lineage: Eukaryota; Metazoa; Chordata; Actinopteri; Cichliformes; Cichlidae
Product: major histocompatibility complex class I-related gene protein-like
Exons: 7
Coding region: 98-1180 (360 amino acids)
Biological process (GO): immune response
Cellular component (GO): external side of plasma membrane
Source: RefSeq, a predicted model, not a curated record